GAAAGCAAGAUGGGUCACCAGCAGCUCUACAGGAGCCAUCCGAUAAAAUUCGGUCAGGGUUCUCGCUCUUGCCAUGUCUGCUCAAACCCGCACAGUCUGAUCCGGAAAUACGGCCUCAAUAUGUGCCGCCAGUACUUCUGCCAGUACGCGAAGGAUAUUGGCUUCAUUAAGUUGGACUAAGCUUCCUUGAAUGGGUCAUCCGG
Molecule: messenger RNA, 203 nt
Organism: Phacochoerus africanus (Common warthog)
Lineage: Eukaryota; Metazoa; Chordata; Mammalia; Artiodactyla; Suidae
Product: 40S ribosomal protein S29-like
Exons: 1
Coding region: 10-180 (56 amino acids)
Biological process (GO): translation
Cellular component (GO): cytosolic small ribosomal subunit; ribosome
Molecular function (GO): zinc ion binding; structural constituent of ribosome
Source: RefSeq, a predicted model, not a curated record